Molecule: messenger RNA, 1046 nt
Organism: Impatiens glandulifera
Lineage: Eukaryota; Viridiplantae; Streptophyta; Magnoliopsida; Ericales; Balsaminaceae
Product: vesicle-associated membrane protein 727-like
Exons: 6
Coding region: 165-887 (240 amino acids)
Biological process (GO): vesicle-mediated transport
Cellular component (GO): membrane
Source: RefSeq, a predicted model, not a curated record
AUCUAAAUCAAAAUUAGAUUGAACGGUUGGUUGGAAAAUUAGAUAGAAACUAAUCGUUGUCCUUUGAGGAAGAAAUCGUAUUGAAUCGAAUAAUCUUGAAGAGCAAAAAAGGCGACGCCUUUAGGCAAUUCAGGUCAUUUUUAUGCAUAUUCUAGGUUGAAGAUAUGAAUCAGAAAGGUUUAAUUUAUAGCUUCGUUGCAAAGGGAACUGUGGUUCUAGCUGAGCAUACUUCAUAUUCUGGAAACUUCAGUACUAUAGCAGUUCAGUGUUUGCAGAAACUGCCUUCAAAUAGUAACAAAUAUACAUAUUCAUGUGAUGGGCAUACCUUCAAUUUUCUCAUUGACAAUGGAUUUGUAUUUCUUGUUGUGGCGGAUGAAUCUGUGGGUAGGAGUGUGCCAUAUGUGUUCCUUGAGAGAUUGAAGGAUGAUUUUAUGCAGAGAUAUGCUGACAGUAUUAAGGAUGAUGGUUUGCAUCCUUUGGAAGAUGAGGACGAUGAUGAAGAUGAUGAUUUGUUUGGAGAUCGGUUCAGUAUAGCUUACAAUCUUGAUAGAGAAUUUGGGCCUAGGAUUAAAGAACAUAUGCAAUAUUGUAUGAACCAUCCAGAUGAAAUGAGUAAGUUGUCAAAACUGAAGGCUCAAAUCACAGAGGUAAAGGGGGUAAUGAUGGAUAACAUUGAGAAGGUAUUGGAUCGUGGAGAGAAGAUUGAACUGCUGGUUGAUAAAACAGAGAACCUGCAAUUUCAGGCGGAUAGCUUCCAAAGGCAAGGAAGGCAAUUAAGGAGAAAGAUGUGGCUUCAAAACAUUCAAAUGAAGAUGAUGAUAUUUGGUGUAUUUAUUGCCUUAAUAUUGAUCAUUUGGCUCAUUUGGUGUGGAGGCUUCAAAUGUUGAUUAGUACCAAGGUAAUAAUAAUAUGUGGAUUUAGAACAAAACUAUUCAUUGUUAUUUUUGUGUAUAUGCUACUUCUUCUUCUUAUGUCAUGAUAUAAAACCCCCUAUAUUCAAAGAUAUCUAUUUUAACUUUGUAUUCAAUUCAAUUUGUUGUUUUUUC